This is a messenger RNA of Aspergillus eucalypticola CBS 122712, 522 nucleotides long. RefSeq lists its product as uncharacterized. The transcript has a single exon. NCBI's taxonomy places the organism in Eukaryota, Fungi, Ascomycota, Eurotiomycetes, Eurotiales, Aspergillaceae. The record is from RefSeq and is a predicted model, not a curated record. The coding region runs from base 159 to 422 and encodes 87 amino acids.
CAGAAUUGGACUGGUGCAGCCGGUCCCCAUAAUAAUAACUAGACUAGCUUGGGACUCCAUAGGAGAGUUGGUCAUUGUCGGACUCCGUACAGUAGUAAGAUUAGUAGUAAUAAUAAUCCCGUGCACAUAACCCAUCAUAACCACUCGGAUGACUGAUCAUGACCCUUCCAGCGCAGCAGGUGCUUUUGCUGGUCCGGGUCGAUGACGAUGGAAUCCGUUUCGCUGCCUCACUUUGGGGCGCACACACCGUGUUUGUCCUUCCACUGCGACUCGUCCGAUCGAUGUGUCUAACCCGUUGCAACCAGGUCCAAUUCGGGCCUCUGUUGAACAGUCAGCGUGUCACCCUCCCCUUGACCUUUCCCAGUACUAGGUCUAGUCCUGAUUUGGGAGGUGGUGUGUCUUCCCAUUUUUUCCUUUGCUGACUGAGGACCGCCAUUACUGGUCUGCUGGACGUGGGUUGGUCGUGUUCUCUCCCUCCUUCCUUUUCCUACUUCUCUUUCCUACCUUACAGUGCUUAGUGUG